Nomascus leucogenys (northern white-cheeked gibbon) is the source of this 6514-nucleotide messenger RNA. RefSeq names its product family with sequence similarity 135 member A (gene FAM135A). Lineage: Eukaryota; Metazoa; Chordata; Mammalia; Primates; Hylobatidae. The record is from RefSeq and is a predicted model, not a curated record. Bases 519 to 5273 code for a protein of 1584 amino acids. The transcript is spliced from 24 exons.
GGUGAGAGAGGCCGGGGGCGGGGCCGUGCGGCCGGGGACCUGUUGAUCGCAGGUAUAGCCGGCUGGCCGGGGCUCCCUCGGGACUGGGGCGACUGCGCAUGCUCGCUGGCCGCGCUGGGCCAGUAGCCGAGCCGUGGUGACGAACCGGCUCCGCGGUUGCGGUGUUUGCGGUUGCUGUGAUGGCGUUGUGAGGGGGCCCGGGGCGGGAUGGUGCUGACCCGGUUAGGGCCGUCUUCUUCGAGCUGGACAACGAGCUCCUCCGUCCGACAGGCGGGGGAAGAGGCCGAGCCGGGCGAGAGGGUUGAAGAUCAACUGGAUUAUGUAUUUGGUUCUGGAAUCUCAAAGCAGUCCACAAACAAAUUCUUCCUUAUGUUAUCUGUGUCAGGGGGAACGGUGUAUUUUUAACAACGGGAAUCAGUAACUGGAAGUACAAGAUUGGUUAUUUAAUAAUGUUAAAAAUGAGGCUUUGAAAAGCAGAGGUGCUGUUAUCAGAAUAGUCUUCUGGGUAUAAAUUAAAAAUGACUGAAGUUCAAGCAAUGGUAGAAUUCUCUGUGGAGCUAAACAAGUUCUACAAUGUGGAUUUGUUUCAGAGAGGUUUUUACCAGAUUCGUGCUUCUAUGAAAAUUCCAUCAAGAAUUCCCCACAGAGUAGAAGCUAGUUUGUUGCAUGCAACAGGUAUGACUUUAGCCUUUCCAGCCUCAGUUCAUGAUUCUCUAAUUUGCAGUAAAACAUUUCAAAUUUUGUACAAAAAUGAAGAGGUUGUUUUAAAUGAUGUUAUGAUCUUCAAAGUAAAAAUGCUAUUGGAUGAAAGAAAGAUUGAAGAAACCCUUGAGGAAAUGAAUUUUCUAUUAUCCUUGGAUCUGCACUUCACAGAUGGAGAUUAUUCGGCAGAUGAUCUGAAUGCCUUGCAACUAAUAAGUAGCCGAACAUUGAAGCUGCACUUUAGCCCCCAUAGAGGCCUUCAUCAUCAUGUUAAUGUUAUGUUUGAUUACUUCCACCUUUCUGUUGUGUCUGUUACAGUUCAUGCAUCAUUGGUUGCACUACACCAGCCACUAAUAAGCUUUCCUCGCCCUGUGAAGACAACUUGGUUAAAUAGAAAUGCACCAGCACAAAACAAAGAUUCCGUGAUUCCUACUCUUGAAAGUGUGGUCUUUGGUAUUAACUACACAAAACAGUUAUCACCAGAUGGUUGUAGCUUCAUCAUUGCAGACUCCUUCCUACAUCAUGCCUAUCGUUUUCAUUAUACACUUUGUGCCACUUUGCUGCUAGCCUUCAAGGGAUUGCACAGCUACUUCAUUACAGUAACAGAAGAGAUUCCUUCUUGUCAGAAACUAGAACUGGCCAAGGCCAACAUGCAGCUCCUAUAUGAGCGUCUUCUCAGAAGAAAACAGCUACGAACACAGAAAGACAACCAUCUAGAGGAAAUGGAUGUAGAAGCUCGACUUACUGAACUAUGUGAAGAAGUUAAGAAAAUAGAGAAUCCUGAUGAACUGGCAGAACUUAUAAAUAUGAAUCUUGCACAACUUUGCUCACUUUUGAUGGCCUUAUGGGGACAGUUUCUGGAAGUUAUAACGCUACACGAAGAACUAAGAAUAUUAUUAGCACAAGAGCACCAUACUUUGAGGGUACGCAGAUUUUCUGAGGCAUUCUUUUGUUUUGAGCACCCAAGAGAAGCUGCCGUUGCAUACCAGGAACUUCAUGCUCAGAGUCAUCUACAGAUGUGCACCGCUAUCAAAAAUACUUCCUUCUGCAGUUCUCUUCCACCCUUACCUAUUGAAUGUAGUGAAUUAGAUGGAGAUCUCAAUUCAUUACCUAUAAUCUUUGAAGAUAGGUAUUUAGAUUCAGUUACUGAAGACUUAGAUGCACCCUGGAUGGGAAUUCAGAAUCUUCAGAGAUCAGAGUCCAGUAAAAUGGAUAAAUAUGAGACUGAAGAAAGCUCUGUAGCAGGACUUUCUAGCCCAGAGUUGAAAGUCAGACCUGCUGGUGCCUCCAGUAUUUGGUAUACAGAAGGUGAAAAGCAGCUAACAAAAUCUCUAAAAGGAAAGAAUGAAGAAUCAAAUAAAUCCAAAGUUAAGGUUACUAAGCUUAUGAAAACAAUGAAAUCUGAAAACACAAAAAAAUUAAUAAAACAGAACUCUAAGGAUUCUGUGGUUUUGGUAGGCUACAAAUGUUUGAAAAGUACAGCAUCAAAUGAUCUCACUAAAUGCUUUGAAGGCAAUCCUUCACAUAGUCAGAAGGAAGGUCUGGAUCCCACAAUAUGUGGAUAUAAUUUUGACCCAAAGACCUACAUGAGACAGACAAGUCAAAAGGAAGCUAGCUGUUUGCCAACUAAUACAGAGAGAACUGAACAAAAGUCUCCAGAUAUUGAAAAUAUGCAACCAGACCAGUUUGAUCCUUUGAACUCUGGCAACCUAAAUCUUUGUGCAAAUUUGUCCAUUUCAGGUAAACUUGAUAUCUCCCAGGACGAUAGUGAAAUUACACAAAUGGAACACAAUCUGGCAUCCAGAAGGUCAUCAGACGAUUGCCAUGAUCAUCAAACAACCCCAUCUUUGGGAGUUAGAACAAUUGAAAUAAAGCCCAGUAAUAAAGAUCCUUUCAGUGGAGAGAAAAUAACUGUCAAACUAGGACCUUGGACAGAGCUUCGACAAGAAGAAAUGCUUGUGGAUAAUUUACUACCCAACUUUGAGUCCUUAGAAUCUAAUGGUAAAUCUAAAUCUAUAGAAAUAACAUUUGAAAAGGAAGCGUUGCAAGAAGCAAAGUGUCUUUCUAUUGGAGAAUCAUUAACUAAAUUAAGAAGUAAUCUACCUGCCCCUUCUACAAAAGAAUAUCAUGUUGUAGUAAGUGGAGAUACAAUUAAGUUACCAGAUAUUAAUGCCACAUAUGCCUCAUCUAGAUUUUCAGAUUCAGGUGUUGAAAGUGAACCAAGUUCUUUUGCGACACAUCCAAACACUGAUUUAGUCUUUGAAACUGUGCAAGGGCAAGGUCCUUACAAUAGUGAAAGAUUAUUUCCUCAGCUUUUGAUGAAACCUGAUUAUAAUGUAAAAUUUUCAUUAGGAAAUCAUUGUACUGAGAGUACAAGUGCUAUAAGCGAAAUACAGUCAUCUUUGACAUCCAUAAACUCUCUACCUUCUGAUGAUGAACUGUCACCUGAUGAAAAUUCUAAGAAAUCUGUUGUACCUGAAUGCCAUCUAAAUGAUAGCAAAACUGUAUUAAAUCUAGGAACGACUGAUUUACCAAAAUGUGAUGAUACUAAAAAGUCAAGUAUCACUUUGCAACAGCAGAGUGUUGUAUUUUCAGGGAACUUGGACAAUGAAACUGUAGCAAUACAUUCCUUAAAUUCAAGCAUUAAAGACCCUUUACAAUUUGUUUUUUCAGAUGAAGAUACUUCCAGUGAUGUGAAAAGUAGUUGCAGCUCCAAACCUAACUUGGAUACUAUGUGUAAAGGCUUCCAGAGUCCUGAUAAAUCUAAUAACUCUACAGGGACAGCAAUUACAUUAAAUUCAAAACUGAUUUGUUUAGGCACUCCUUGUGUCGUUUCAGGUUCCAUUUCUACUAAUACAGAUGUUAGUGAAGAUAGAACUAUGAAAAAAAAUAGUGAUGUAUUAAGUCUCAAACAGAUGUAUUCAGAAAUCCCUACAGUUGAAAGUGAAACUCAUCUGGGUACAAGUGAUCCUUUUUCAGCCAGUACUGAUAUAGUAAAGCAAGGGCUUGUGGAAAAUUAUUUUGGUUCUCAAAGCAGUACGGAUAUUUCUGACACAUGUGCUGUUAGCUACAGCAAUGCGCUUAGCCCUCAGAAGGAAACUUCUGAAAAAGAAAUUAGUAAUCUUCAGCAGGAACAGGAUAAAGAGGAUGAGGAGGAAGAGCAGGAUCAACAAAUGGUUCAAAAUGGGUACUAUGAAGAAACAGAUUAUUCAGCUUUGGAUGGAACAAUAAAUGCUCACUAUACAAGCAGAGAUGAACUAAUGGAAGAAGGACUUAUAAAAUCUGAAAAAAUAAACAGUGACUAUCUGAGAGAUGGUAUAAAUAUGCCUACUGUCUGUACUUCUGGUUGUUUGUCCUUCCCAUCUGCACCACGAGAGUCUCCUUGUAAUGUUAAAUAUUCUUCCAAAAGUAAAUUUGAUGCCAUUACAAAGCAGCCAAGCAGUACUUCUUACAACUUCACUUCUUCAAUUUCCUGGUAUGAAAGUUCACCAAAACCUCAAAUACAAGCCUUCCUUCAGGCAAAAGAAGAACUGAAGCUACUGAAACUUCCUGGGUUCAUGUACAGUGAAGUUCCUCUGCUGGCAUCCUCAGUACCUUAUUUUAGCGUAGAAGAAGAGGAUGGUUCUGAAGAUGGAGUACAUCUGAUUGUCUGUGUACACGGUUUAGAUGGAAACAGUGCAGAUCUCCGAUUAGUAAAAACUUACAUUGAACUUGGACUGCCUGGGGGAAGAAUUGAUUUUCUUAUGUCUGAGAGAAAUCAGAAUGAUACUUUUGCUGAUUUCGAUAGCAUGACUGAUCGUCUUUUGGAUGAGAUAAUACAGUAUAUUCAGAUAUAUAGUCUAACAGUCUCAAAAAUAAGGGGUCCCCAAACCCUGGGCCACAGACUGGUACCUGUCGGUGGCCUCUUAGGAACCAGACCUCACAGCAGGAGCACUGGGGCGGGUGAGCAAGCAUUACCACCUGAGCUCAGCCUCCUGUCAGAUGAUCGCUUUAUUGGACAUUCAUUGGGCAAUUUAAUAAUUCGUUCAGUGCUUACAAGGCCAAGGUUUAAAUAUUACCUCAACAAACUUCAUACCUUUCUGUCUCUUUCUGGACCUCACCUUGGUACACUCUACAACAGCAGUGCUCUUGUUAAUACAGGCCUCUGGUUUAUGCAGAAAUGGAAAAAAUCAGGUUCGCUUUUGCAGCUGACAUGUCGAGAUCACUCAGACCCUCGCCAAACUUUUUUAUAUAAGCUUAGUAACAAGGCAGGGCUUCAUUAUUUCAAAAAUGUUGUGCUAGUGGGAUCCCUACAGGAUCGCUAUGUUCCUUAUCACUCUGCCCGCAUUGAAAUGUGUAAAACAGCUUUAAAGGACAAACAGUCAGGACAGAUCUAUUCAGAAAUGAUCCACAACUUGCUUCGACCCAUUCUGCAAAGCAAGGACUGUAAUUUGGUUCGCUAUAAUGUCAUCAAUGCAUUGCCCAAUACAGCUGAUUCACUCAUUGGGAGAGCUGCACAUAUAGCUGUUCUUGAUUCGGAAAUAUUUUUAGAGAAAUUCUUUCUGGUUGCUGCCCUCAAAUAUUUCCAAUAGUAUAAAAGCAUUGUUAGCGACUGGACAAUUACCUCAUUCAACAAUGUUUCAAAUAAUGUAUUAUAUUAAAAUGUAGAUGCUGAUAAGUUCUAAGAAGUAUUUAUACUUUUUAUAUGGAAGAUAAUUUAUAUCAUCCAUGUUUAGUGCUUUUUAAACAUCAACUUUACUUUCUAGGUAAUGUGGCUGUGCAAUAUUUUUUUAAUUUUAUCUUUUUACUUUUCUAUUACUUUUUCAUAUAUUUUGCUACCUAAGUAAUUCAGUGAAACUUUAAGCCCAUACCUAUGUCUGAUUGUUUAUUAUUGGCUUUCCACAAUUCUUACAUCAGACCACAUUAUAUUAGAGACCAUUAUUGCUAGAAUAGCGUGGGAUUUAACAUUUUCUAAUACUGGGGGUAUUAUUUAGUUAAUUAUAAAUUUUACUUUUCACGUUUUACUGUGUUUUAACUGGAAAUAAAAUUAUGGCUGCUACAAUAUAUUUUUUGAAAUCAACUUCUGUAGUUCUAAAAUACACCUUUAUCAUACAAUCAAACCAGGUAGUUCAUACAUGACAGUGUCAUAAAAGUUUUCUAUAAAGUCAUUACUGUUGCUUAAACAUAUGUCAUGCCUAUUAAAAUAUAUUUUCUACUGGUGAUUUCCACAUUAUUUCUCAUACUGACUUUUAUUACUGGAAAUGUUCUUGUUCAUGUUGGCAGCAGAUAAAGAUUUUUGAAUGUUUGAAUGCCUCUGCCUUGAUUUGGUUGGGAUUUUUGCUAAAUUGGCAAUGUUGCUUGAACUUUAUGACUACAUUUUCUUUUAACUUUUUUCAUGGACUUCCUUAUGUGUACAUAAUAAUUAAAUGUUGAAAUUUAUGAAAUACUUUUAUGAAUUUAGAUAAUUUUUAAAUAUUGUUAAAAUUUAUUGAACUAAAAAGUAAUGUAAAUAAAAUCAUGUUAAAGAUGGAACAAAAUAAUUUACAUGUUUGGUGAUACAGAUGCAAAUGUUUUUGAUAUAUGGAGAUGUUGAGUCUUUUGACUUUACAAAAGGUGCUGAAUAGCAUUAAAUUCACUAUUUUCCUUUUCUGUUUUACUUGUGAAAAUAAAAAUGCACUAAGGUUGGGUAGAAGUUCUGUUUGCACUCACUAAUUGUGACAGACAGAGGUUUUUGUAAGUAUUUAUUGUACAAUUGAUGCAUGUUUAUUUUUAGCGUUGUGUUAUUGCCCCUGGUGUUAAUAAAUGAACAAAUGGCUAUCUGGAGGAACAGCUA